Messenger RNA from Alligator sinensis (Chinese alligator), 1156 nucleotides. It is a transcript of the gene NDUFAF5, whose product is annotated as NADH:ubiquinone oxidoreductase complex assembly factor 5. Gene Ontology annotation, biological process: mitochondrial respiratory chain complex I assembly. Gene Ontology annotation, molecular function: S-adenosylmethionine-dependent methyltransferase activity. The coding region runs from base 146 to 787 and encodes 213 amino acids. Gene Ontology annotation, cellular component: mitochondrion. The transcript is spliced from 11 exons. The record is from RefSeq and is a predicted model, not a curated record. Lineage: Eukaryota; Metazoa; Chordata; Crocodylia; Alligatoridae.
AGACCGUGUGUUUGAUGUAGCCAGAGCAUUCCCACUUGCUUUGGAUGUUGGCUGUGGAAAAGGCUACAUAGCCCAGUAUUUAAACAAGGGAACGGUUCUAAAACUUGUGCAAGUAGAUAUUGCAGAGAAUGCAUUGAAAACUCCUAUGGAAACUGAAAUCCCCACUGUCAGUAUUGUAGCUGAUGAAGAAUUCCUUCCGUUCAGAGAAAACACAUUUGAGCUUGUUGUUAGCAGUUUAAGCUUGCAUUGGGUGAAUGACCUUCCUAGAGCUUUUAGAGAGAUUCAUCAAGUCCUUAAACCGGAUGGAGUAUUUAUUGGUGCCAUGUUUGGAGGAGACACUCUGUAUGAGCUUCGUUGCUCUCUGCAACUAGCAGAACUAGAAAGAGAGGGAGGAUUUUCUCCACAUGUCUCCCCCUUCACUGCUGUCUCUGACUUGGGACAUCUGCUUGGAAGAGCUGGCUUUAACACUCUGACUGUGGAUACUGAUGAAAUUCAAGUAAAUUAUCCAGGGAUAUUUGAGCUCAUGGAAGACUUGCAAGGUAUGGGGGAGAGUAACUGCUCUUGGAAUAGAAAACCUCUGCUUCACAGAGAAACUAUGUUGGCAGCGGCAGCAAUAUAUCAAGAAAUGUAUGGAAAUAAUGAUGGCUCCAUACCUGCCACAUUUCAGGUCUAUUACAUGAUAGGCUGGAAAUUCCAUGUAUCACAGGCAAGGCCAGCCCAGAGAGGUUCUUCAACAGUGUCACUUGGAGAUCUGGCAAAAAUAAAUUUUUCAGGGGGGAAAAAUUAGCCAGUCAUCAAAAGUCUGCAGGUAGAAGCAUUGCCAGCAAUUGUUGAAAGUCUCAUGUAUGGCCUGUAUCUGAAAGGAAGUGAAGAAGAGAAUGUAGCUCCUGAAGAGAGAGUGCCUGCCUGAGAGAUCCUGCUUAAAAUCCUCUACAAUUAAACGCUAUUUAUUUAAGAUCCUGUUUGUUUUCUUGCAUCAUUGGUCUCAAGAACAAAUGGGAGCAGGCUGCACCACUGCAGAAAAGUACUAGUCCAGUGAAAUUGCCAGUGUAAUAUUUCAUGUGAUGAUUUGAGCAGAGUUGGAUCUGAGAAGCAUGGCAGUGCUAUUACCCUGCACCCCUACUCGUGUUCCGACGUGCUAAAAACAAAUUCUUAA